Molecule: messenger RNA, 1113 nt
Organism: Quercus robur (English oak)
Lineage: Eukaryota; Viridiplantae; Streptophyta; Magnoliopsida; Fagales; Fagaceae
Product: GDSL esterase/lipase EXL3-like
Exons: 5
Coding region: 1-1113 (370 amino acids)
Biological process (GO): lipid metabolic process
Cellular component (GO): extracellular region
Molecular function (GO): lipase activity
Source: RefSeq, a predicted model, not a curated record
AUGCACUUCCUCUUUAAGAAAAUGUUUUCUUCUUCAGCUAUAGUAUUGUUUAGUCUCACUGCCUUUGUUCUUUUCUGCAACACCAAUGCUGUUAUAAAGCCACCAGGAAAUGCAACCAUUCCAGCAUUUAUAGCUUUUGGAGAUUCAAUCAUGGAUACGGGCAACAACUAUAUAGAAACUAUAGCAAAGUGUAAUUUUCCUCCAUAUGGGAGAGAUUUUGUAGGAGGAAAACCAACAGGUAGAUGGAGCAAUGGAAAGGCCCCCACAGACCUAAUAGCGGAGGAAUUGGGAAUUAAAGAGCUUGUGCCCCCAUACUUGGAUCCAAACUUGCAACUUCAAGAUCUCAAGACUGGUGUAUGCUUUGCUUCUGGUGGCACUGGAUAUGAUCCCUUGACUCCCAUUUUAGCGUUUUUUUUUUUUUUUUUUCAAAAAUCGGUCAUAUCUUUGCCCGAUCAAUUAAGAAUGUUCAAAGAAUACAUAGGGAAACUUAAUGCAACUUUUGGAGCGGAGCAGACAAAUUUCAUCUUGGCCAACAGUCUAUUUUUCUUGGUAGCAGGCAGUAAUGACAUUGCCAAUACAUAUUAUCUUUCUCCUUCACGGGAAAUUAUGUACGAUAUCUCUUCUUACACUGACCUUAUGAUCAAGUUUGCUUCCAAAUUCUUAAAGGAACUUCAAGGUCUAGGGGCAAGAAGGAUUGGAGUAUUCAGUGCACCGCCACUAGGAUGUAUACCAUCACAGAGAACUACGGUUGGAGGAUUACAAAGAAAUUGUGCAGAAAAGUACAACCGAGCAUCAUUGUUGUUCAACUCUAAACUUAAUACCACAAUAGACUCCCUUAACAAGAACCUGCCAGAUAGUAGGAUAGUCUAUGUUGAUGUUUACAACCCUUUUCUUGAUAUCAUUGAAAACCCUCAAAACUAUGGCUUCCAUGUUGCAGAUAGAGGGUGUUGUGGUACAGGGGACAUAGAAGUAGCUGUACUAUGUACAUCAACUCCCACCACAUGCGUAAAUGCUUCUGAUUAUAUAUUUUGGGAUAGUUAUCAUCCCACUGAAGCAGUAUACAGGACCCUUAUUUCUCAAUUCCUCCCAAAGUACAUCAAUAGCUUCUUCUGA